Molecule: messenger RNA, 1160 nt
Organism: Jatropha curcas
Lineage: Eukaryota; Viridiplantae; Streptophyta; Magnoliopsida; Malpighiales; Euphorbiaceae
Product: small ribosomal subunit protein eS6
Biological process (GO): translation
Cellular component (GO): ribosome
Molecular function (GO): structural constituent of ribosome
Source: RefSeq, a predicted model, not a curated record
AUUAGGAAAGUGUCUGUAAGACUAGCCGACCCGAUCCGGCCCAAAAUACCUCGACUAUAAAUUUCAAAACGUAAACCCUAAUUGUCUCUCUUACCUUAUCUACAGAGCAGAGUGCCACCUCCGGCAAGAGCUAGAGUUAUUCAGCAAUGAAGUUCAAUAUCGCAAAUCCAACUACUGGAUGCCAAAAGAAGCUCGAGAUCGAUGACGAUCAGAAACUUCGAGCAUUUUUUGAUAAGAGGAUCUCACAGGAGGUCAGUGGAGAUGCGUUGGGUGAGGAGUUCAAAGGGUAUGUUUUCAAAAUCAUGGGAGGGUGUGACAAACAAGGAUUUCCCAUGAAGCAGGGAGUUCUCACUCCUGGUCGUGUCCGUUUGUUGCUACACAGAGGCACCCCAUGUUUUCGUGGAUAUGGAAGACGGAAUGGUGAGCGCAGGAGAAAGUCUGUUCGCGGGUGUAUUGUUAGUCAGGACCUUUCUGUUUUGAACUUGGUUAUAGUGAAGAAGGGUGAAAAUGAUUUGCCCGGUUUGACUGACACUGAAAAACCUAGGAUGAGAGGUCCAAAGAGGGCAUCCAAGAUCCGGAAGCUUUUUAACCUUUCCAAGGAAGAUGAUGUCCGCAAAUAUGUCAACACAUACCGUAGAACCUUUACAACAAAAUCUGGGAAGAAAGUCAGUAAAGCUCCAAAGAUACAAAGACUUGUGACUCCAUUGACACUUCAGCGGAAACGUGCUAGGAUUGCAGACAAAAAGAAGAGAAUUGCAAAGGCCAAGGCAGAGGCAGCUGAAUAUCAGAAACUUCUUGCCACUAGAUUGAAGGAACAGCGAGAACGCCGUAGUGAAAGCUUGGCAAAGAAGAGAUCAAGGCUCUCUGCUGCUUCUAAGCCAUCUGUUGCUGCAUAGACAGGUGGUUGAGAGAUGUGAAAUACUCACCACUAAAGGUUUUUUGAUAGUAGUGUCAUAUUUUUACUAGGUGUUUCCGAUAACUCUUUUUCAUCCAAUGCUGAGAGCUUGUUUUAUUAUUCUGUACUUGUUAUUAUCUUGACAUUCUAGCUAGCAUUACAUUCUGAAUUAUAGUUUGCUGCCAUGAGAGUGCUUAGUAAGUAUGGGAAAUUGAUCUUCAUGUGCUACUGAAUAUAUGCUUACCUUUUAGCUUGUUUGGAGCAU